CAGUUGCUCGUCACAUGUUCGACACUCAAGUAGACCAAACAGGGAGCAGUACAGUGCCCACCGAGAUCCGAUCGAACGCAGAGCAGCCGUUAGACAGACUAUUGACUGUAGGAACUCACCAGCAGUGCAGUUAAUUUAUCAGAAACUAUUAAUUCUGCUCAACGGAAUAUCGAUCUUUUCAGCCAGGUGCAAGUGCAAGUUUAUUCAGCCCUUUUUGCUGUCAAAUCGAAAAACCACAUUCUCGAAGCUUUUGGGCAAGCUUCCGCAAAACGAAACGAUCGAAACGCGUGGUCCGAAAACAACAAGGCAAAUACGGCAAGAGGCGAGCGAAAAAAGUAAAAUUAAAAUACAUAAAUCGAAAUCAACAUAAAAUUCGUAAAGUUUGGAGUUCAGUAAGCGAACGCGGGUGUUUGUGUUAGUGUCUCUGAAUGUGUGCAGUGCAAUGGUAUUGUAAGACGAAAAGUAACGGUAGUCGAGCAAUUGUGGUGUUAGCUGUCAGAAACUGAGCGCAGAGAAAACCGAAAGUUUUGGCUUGUUACCUUGCCGUAGUAAUCCAAAAUCAAAACCGAAUACCGGAUUCACCAAUCGCCAUCCUGGCCCUCCCUUUGACUUUAGUUUGAGGCGCUCUGCCAGCGGUUCGCCGGAACGGUAAACUUCACCCACACCCUGCUGCCCGUCGUCGAUAGCAUACCGAUAGCCCACCGCCGAUAGCGAUACCGAUAGCCGACUACUUUAGAAAUUCAGGAAUCCAAGCCCAACAUUAGCUAGGAUUCUGUUCGGUUUCAACCCUCCGAAGAAGGAGCACCCAGCGGCAUCCACUUAGCAAAACCCGGAGCCGUUCUCCAUUAUUUUGGAUAAUACGCGACUAUCCACGAGCUGUCCAAAUUGUUCAGGGGUAGCAAAACGAAGAACGGCAAUUUUGCCGAAAAGACGCAGUUAAAAAAGUGUUAGCAAGUGGGAAACAACAUUCGUGAAUUUCGUGAUUAAAAACAUUUCAAAAGGUGUAUAACAAAAGCUCAUUUAAUAUAAAAAUAAAAAGAACACAAGCGAAAUAUACAAAAUAUAGUAUAGCAACACGCCAACAACAAAACGUGGCAUCAACUAAAAACACAAAAAAGCUCAACGAAAACGAGAGCGAAUGCGCGCGCGCGAGUGAGAUAGCCGAUAAGCAGAGACAUUGAGAGAGAGCCAAGAGCGACAACAACAAAACACAAGCGCAAGCACGAGCCAAAAGCCAAUUGCGCACGGAACGUAGAACGAAGAGAACUAACGGAACUAUAGAAUCGCAACACGGAUAACAGUUAACAGGGGCAAUCCGAAAAUGGUAAACAAGGUAAAUGGCAAGAAGGCGGACAAGGACAAGGAGAGGCAGCAAGUGGCAAUGUUGCCGGCGGCGGGCAAGAACAGCAGCGACAUUGAAAACAGCGACCUGAGCAAAAUCAACAAAGCAGUAAUCAAACCAGCUGCAAACAAGGGUCAAAACGCAAAACCCAACAGCAAUAACAACAGCGCUAACAACAAAAAGAAUGCAGGCAAAGGACAUCAGCAGCAGCCGCAGCAACACCAGCGCAGCGGCAAAAAAGCGAAACCACAACGCCAACAGAUAUUCCUGCAGUCGCUGCCACGCGACAGCAGCAACUACAGAAGCAACAGCUACAGGAGCAGCAUCGACAUAAACAGCAGUAGUAGCAACAUCAGCAGCAACAUCUCGGACACACCGGCAACAUUGGACAGUGGAGUCGGAAAAAUGAAUCCCACUGAGCUGUUGACAGCCGCCUUGGCCGUGCCCUGUGCCAAAUGCUCCAAGCCAUCGAUGAUCUCCGGCCUGACCACCGCCGUAUCCGCCUCCACGGUUUCCACGUCCACGUCCACCUCCUCCACUUCCGCCUCCUUCUUCUCGUCGUCUUCAACCAGUUCCGGAUCGGAGACCGCCAGCAAUCACAGCGAUCUCCACUACCCAGAGCCGAUUGUCUACUCCGCCAAGCAGUAUCGCAAGUCAAAGUCCUACAUGGGCGUACAACAGUACAACAGUUCACAAAACGGUCAUCAAGCGGGUCGGGGGAACAAUACCGCUAGCGGUGGUAAUGGCAACCACGUGGCCUACAGACGCUCCCACAGCGACCGGCGCAACUCUUUUGAUCGCACCUUCGCAGAAAGGAAUCGCGACUUUGUGCCCAUCGUUCCUCCGCCGCGUCCGGUUCUGUCCUCCUCCAACAUCGCCGGAGUCAUGGCCAGUACCACCAAGCUUACGAUCAUAGAGCGGUUCGGCAAAGGACGUGUCGCGUAUCCCAUAAUGCAGUGCGGGACACUAGACGGAGCCGAACCGUUGUAUCAUCAACAGCGCAGCAACAGAAUGGACGUCUAUCAGAUCGACGAUGGAUUCCACUCGGACGGCGGCACCGAGACUCCGCCGCCGUCUCCCAGUUCUGGGUCAUCGAUCGCCUCGACCUCGGACCACGGAUCGCUGGAGAGCGUGGAUACCGGGGGGACGCAGCGGCUGGCCGUUCUAUCGUUCGAGCAGGUGAGCAAGCUGCACGACGUCAUGGACGAGAAGGUGGCCAUCCACGGACGCGGAAACUUUCCUACGCUGGAGGUAACGCUAAAGGAUCUGGUCAACCUGGUGCGCCGCAAGCUGGAGGCGGAGGUGAACGCCGGCGGCGCCGGGGUGUUAGUUAAGGACAUCCGUCUCAACGGCGGGGCAGCUAGUCAUGUUUUAGCCAGCGAGGAUCAGCCGUACAAUGACCUGGACCUGAUAUUCGCCAUCGAGCUUAGUUCGCCACGCGUCUUUGACCGUGUCAAGGUGGCGGUGCUCAACACCCUGCUGGACUUGAUGCCCGAGGGCGUCUGCAAGCGCCGCAUCUACACGUGCUCUCUGAAGGAGGCCUACGUGGGCAAGAUGGUGAAGGUGAACAACAACAAUGACGGCGACCGCUGGUCGCUCAUUUCGCUGGGCAACUCGCCGGGCCACAAGAACGUCGAGCUAAAGUUCGUGGACACGAUGAGACGCCAGUUCGAGUUCUCGGUGGACUCGUUCCAGAUUGUGCUGGAUUCUCUACUGCUCUUCUACGACUGCGCCGCUCUGCCCAUCUCGGAGAACUUCUAUCCAACGGUGGUCGGCGAGUCGGUUUACGGGGACUUUCAGGAGGCACUCUACCACUUGCAAAAGAAACUGAUCUCAACGCGUCAGCCGGAGGAGAUACGAGGCGGCGGCCUGCUCAAGUACUGCAAUCUAUUGGUGCGCAACUACAAGGCCGUCGACUCGCAGCUCAUCAAGACCCUGGAGCGAUACAUGUGCUCGCGCUUCUUCAUCGAUUUCCCGGACAUCAAUACGCAGACUACCAAGCUGGAGGCCUACUUGCGUAACCAUUUCUGGGGCGUCGAUGAGGAACCGCUGCAGUAUCAGUACCUGAUGCAUUUACGGGAGGUGGUCGAGAUGUCGACGGUCUGUCUGAUGGGCCACGAGCGGCGCCAGUCGCUCCAUCUAAUCCAGUCGUUGGCCGCUCAGGUGCUCUUUAACAAGCAGGAGAAACAGCAGCAGCAGGCUCAAGAGAAGUACCAGCAGCAACAGCAGCAGCAACAGCAGCAGCAACAGCAGCAGCAUCAGCAAAAUCAGCAGCACCAACAGCAGCAGCAGCAACAGCAACAACGUCAGCAUCAGUUCCUGGACACAGCGCAGCAGCAACAGCAGCAGCAGACACAGACGCAACAGCAGCAGCCGCAGCAGGCCGCUACCCUGACCCUUGUUCCGCAAGCGUCGCCCACGGGUCAGGCGCAGACCAUUUAUGUGCAACAAGCCGCACCAGCCGCCGUGUGCUGUACGAGCAGCGCAGAUCAGACGCCGGCAGCGGCCCCACAGACCAUACAGAUACAGGCCGGUCCGCCGGGACUCAUCUAUGCCAACGGCGUCUACUAUGCACCUGUGAUCCCCAGCACCAUCUGCACGUGCAACUCCACCUGGCUGAGCACGUGAUUAGGACGGCAGGAGCAGGAGCAGCAGCACCAGUACGAGCAGCAACAGUUCCAACAGCAACAGUGGUCAGAGAAUGCAUUGGGAGCGACGCUUUUGGCUGAAACUGAAACUGAACCACCACUAGAAACAGCACCGAUAGCACCACCAUCUCAACUAUCACCAUCUCAACCACCAUCAUCACCGUCACCAACAGCACCCAGAACCCAACUCCAAAACCAGAUCAGAUCCACGACCAUCAGCAGCAGCAGAAAGAAGAAGAACAAGGCCAAGCAGCAGACAGCAAUAAAAGCAGAAAGCAAUAGCAACGAGACGACGACCACAGCAUCCAUGACAAGAACAACAAAGAGCAGAGGGACCAAGCAAACGGCAGCAGAAUCAAUGGAAGUAUGUGCAGCCCAAGGAGGAGCCGGUGGAAUUAAGGGCAGCUUAGUGCUGAUACCUCAGCAGAUCAACGGACUGCCCGUUUACAACCAACUAGAGGAUGGCGGCCGAUCGGCGGCGGGAACGUACAGCGGACAGUUUGCCUACUUCUAUCCGCACGACGGCUCGGCGCCCAGUAUGUUUCUGCUGGGCAAGGAUUCCUACCUCAAUGUUACCGAACAGCAGGAGCAGCACCAUGAUCAUCAGUUUGUUUAGGAUGUGGAGAAGAAUAUGUGGAAAACGGUUUAUGCUCGCUAGCCGUGCCCCUUUGCACUUUACGAUUACUGUUGAUUCAUAAUUCAUAUAUUCGGUUGGCUACUUUCUUCGUUAACUGUAUGAUCAGAGGUCUAUUUAACUGUUCCUUUUCUAUAUCUCUAAUUCAAUGUGUCUGGCGACUUAAAAGCCUGUCUACGACACUUGGCAUACACGCGCUCCUACUUUAAUAAUGUAACUACCGCAGACUGAACUUCAGCCGCUGUUAGAUGUUGAACAGGGACACCACCUAAAUCACUGACCCACGAAAAGGACGAAAACAAUUGCGUAUCAUCAUUAAUUUGGCUAUAUGAAUCCUUUUACAUCAUAUUUACGUUCGUUGUGUAUUUUCCUUUGCUUAAGAAAACUAAAUUUUAAUUUGAAAAACGUAUAGAAAGUAAAAAAAAAAACAAAAAAAAAAGAUAAUUUAAAGCCAAAAUUUAAUCUGUUUGCUCGGUCGAAAGUCGUUUUCAUCUUUUCCAACAUUCAUUUUUUUUGUAAUAAACCUACCCAAAAACCCAAA
Molecule: messenger RNA, 5165 nt
Organism: Drosophila teissieri
Lineage: Eukaryota; Metazoa; Arthropoda; Insecta; Diptera; Drosophilidae
Product: terminal nucleotidyltransferase 5C
Exons: 3
Coding region: 1322-3970 (882 amino acids)
Biological process (GO): mRNA stabilization
Molecular function (GO): RNA binding; poly(A) RNA polymerase activity
Source: RefSeq, a predicted model, not a curated record